GUUCCCCUUCUCAAACCCGCCUCCAGGCAGCCAUCUUCACUCUCCCAAACGCCUCUUUCGACCAUAGUCGGAUAUUUUCAUAUCUACAUUGGACACUCUUCAGGGAAGCACUCUGUUUCAUUUCUAGCAGUCAUAUCUCACAGUCUCGUUUCGUCCUGCACUAAAAGUCAGGCUGAAGCAGCGUCACCAUGCCCAAGCGCUCCCACGGCUGCUUCGAGUGCAGGAAACGCAAGGUCCGCUGUGACGAGACAAAACCAGAAUGCAAUACAUGCCUUCGACGCGGCACCAAAUGCCCUGGCUACCGCCCAGCGCACGCCUUCGUCGUUCACACUUUUGAUCGGAACCGGGGCAGAAUAGACGUCAGAGAGGACGAGGACCGCUAUAGAUAUGCCAACCGGAACCACCCAUCAGACAACCAGGCCGUUGUCCAAGCCCGCCCCUCAGAAUCAACGCCUGUCGAUGGUCCCGUGCCGCGACCUGUCAAUCAGGCCGCAAUAGAUCGAGUCCAGUUCCUAAGCAGCUUCCUAAGCCUAUAUCUCCCGAGCUGGAAGGGCGAGAUCCUGACCCCUCCGGCAGCUAUGAUGUUCUACCUCCCAACUGUGCCUGCGUCGAGACAGGUCUUCUCCGCGGCCCUUGAUGCAGUGUCCAUGGCCCAGCUUGCCGUGGAUAAUAAGAAUUACCCCUUGAUAUAUCGCACCAGGUCCACGUAUGGCACGGCUCUGAGCCACUUGAUGAGAGCCAUCAGUCACCCAGAACACUCGCUAACAGAUGAGACGCUGUUGGCAACAUAUCUGCUUGGCCUGUACGAGGUAUUCGUUGGCGUCACGGGGAUGAGUGGUUUCUACUACCAUGUGCAAGGCCUCCUCCAUCUGCUCCGGUUGAGAGGACCGUCUGGUAUCAAGACACCAUUGGCAUUGGAUGUAUUCCAUGGUGUCCGGUACAACUGGUUGUCCGUUGGAUACCGCCUCCGUAGAGCCUCGAUCCUAGACUCCCCUGAAUGGCUCGCCGUGACCGCCAACGCUGCAAAAACCGACCCUUACGUAGCGCUGAUAGACAUUUGCAUCGGCAUCCCCCGCAUCCUCGAACGAACAGACCAGCUCGCCAAAUCCGCAGCUUCCGUUGAGGAAUUUGACAAGCUCAUCGACGAUUCCCAGCAACUCGCCGACCGAGCGUUUGCCUGGUUCGCGAAAUUCGAGAGCAACGGCCCGCUUUACACGAAAGUUCCCAUCGACCAGAUGGACGGCUUUCUCACAUACUUCAAUGAUCAUACCUACGACCCCGUCUACCACUUCAAGACCUUCGCCAUCUUCACCACGCUCAUCAACUACUGGAUGGCCAUGUCCAUCCUCCGCUCCAACACCUUUGGCCUGGUGCGCCGAUUCCGCCAACUCGCGCCAAAGCAACUACUCAUGUGGGACCGCGAACUCUCCAGCUACGCAGACAACAUCUGUCGCGCGGUUCCCUACGGUGUUCGACGGUCGGCCGGGUACUGUGGCCGCUUUGGGACCCUGACGCCGCUCGUUGUCGCGAGGAAGUACUAUGAGGCGAAGAAGGCUGCCAAGGAGAUGGCGUGGUGCGAUAAGGUGUUUGUAGGAGCGCGCGUUCCGGGAUUAUACACGCCGCCUAGUUCGAAGGCGCAUGGAACGACGAGUGACGGACAAGGGCAGAGUCGGCCGGGCGGGGCCGUUAUGAAGGCGUAAGGUGUUGCAUGAGUGGAUGCAUGUAGCCGAUGAGGUCCCCUUGAAGAGGUUGUGUGAUUGGAGAGAGACAACUUGCCCUAUGGACUACGAUCGGUGUGCGAGUCAUGCCAGAGAACCCCGCCACCAAAGUUUGAUUCUGGAAGGUCUCUUCAAACCCUUACAGAUCCCUUUUGAGACGGAUUGAAAUCAUUUCCGACGC
This is a messenger RNA of Westerdykella ornata, 1899 nucleotides long. RefSeq lists its product as uncharacterized. The transcript has 3 exons. Gene Ontology annotation, molecular function: DNA-binding transcription factor activity, RNA polymerase II-specific; zinc ion binding. The record is from RefSeq and is a predicted model, not a curated record. The coding region runs from base 189 to 1700 and encodes 503 amino acids. Gene Ontology annotation, biological process: regulation of DNA-templated transcription. Lineage: Eukaryota; Fungi; Ascomycota; Dothideomycetes; Pleosporales; Sporormiaceae.